Molecule: messenger RNA, 4461 nt
Organism: Salarias fasciatus (jewelled blenny)
Lineage: Eukaryota; Metazoa; Chordata; Actinopteri; Blenniiformes; Blenniidae
Product: protein mono-ADP-ribosyltransferase PARP14-like
Exons: 11
Coding region: 144-3353 (1069 amino acids)
Biological process (GO): protein poly-ADP-ribosylation; negative regulation of gene expression
Cellular component (GO): cytoplasm; nucleus
Molecular function (GO): NAD+ poly-ADP-ribosyltransferase activity; transcription corepressor activity
Source: RefSeq, a predicted model, not a curated record
AUGGCACACUUUACUGGUCUCACUGGGUGUGUUUAUUUUUAAUGAUUCGUCAGAGUUGAAGGAAAAUGAAAGUGAAAGUUAACAAACCAGGAGUGCUACGGUUUUGCCACAGCAUUUGCGUCUCAGAUUAAGUUGUUAGUAGAAUGGAUUUCUUUGAGCGUCCAUUAUUUCUCAAAGAAAAUGGCUUGGAAGAGAGAACAGGAGGAUCAGAGGAGACUGCCAGAAAUACUAAUGCAAAUCUGGUUAGGAUGUUACUCCAAAGACAGAAAGAAAGAUCUGCUACAUCCCCCAACAAAACAGAAGAAAGGAAAAUAGUUUCAUCACAGCAAUCAAACACGCUCUAUCAAACCAGGCCACUUGACCAGCUUAACCCCACAGAGCAGUCUGGAUCCAGCUGGCCAGUUCAGGAAGCACCUGGAGAAAAGCGUCCUCAUUUCCCAGUGACACGACUCCUCCAAGGAAAAACGAAUGGAGAUGCUUUGAAACCUCCUGAAAAUACUGUGGCAUCAUGGAGUUUAAAAUUCGGUGGAUCACAUAGAAGCAUUAUUGGAGUGGAGAAACAGUCGAAACUGUUCAAUACUUCAAAGCCGGCGCAUUACCAAGCUGGUGAACUCAGAAGAGGGAAUGGAAAUGUUUUCCAAGAAAACUUGAGAGUGGAGGCAAAUCGUAGUAAACUCAGCAAAGAAAGCAAUAAAAUGACCGUUAAGCUCCCCAAAGAUUUAAUAACCUUCAUAAAAUCAAGCGGUGUCAUAUUCAUGUACCAGAUCUACUUCAGAAACUUUAAAUGUCCCGUUUCUGUAGAGCUGGGUUCAGACUUGGUUCUGUCCAGCGAAUCCUCUUAUGCCCCACAAGAAGCCCUGGCAGUGGUGAUGAAAGAUCUGAGUGUGGAGACCGUUAAGCUGUGGGGGGCCGCAGCGGUGCCUCCAGACCUCGACAGAGUGAAAGAAACCCUGAUUAAUGCCCAGAACGAGGCCAACCGAGACGGGCUUCGAGCAAAUGUCAGGUUCUUCCCGGGCCUGGAAGGAAACACCGUGACCAAGGUGCGACUGGUGGGCUUCAGUGACACUGUGAACAAGCUCAAUGAGGUCCUUCAGGACCACCUGAUGAACUGGCUCACAACGGAAGAACCACUGAGGCUUCCACAUGUGGAACUGGUGGACUGUUUUGAUAAAUUCAUGGCUCUCGUUGGCAUGACUCAAAGCCAGGUGACCUUGAAAGUCUCGCAUCUUCCAGGUCCUCACGUGCUUGUGUCCGGCCCUCGCUGCAAAGUUCAAGAGUUCAAACAGACGCUAGUCUCAGCUUUGGCCUGUGUGACAUCAGACACUCUGGUUCUGGAUGGACCAGGAGCUCAGCGUUACUUCCAGGCAGAAGGCAAAGUGAGCAAAGAGCUGACAGAGAGCUCCUGUAAGGUCUUCAUCACGGUGAAGAAAGGCGUGCAGCACUCGAAGGUCGUCAGCACCUCUUCUCCCAGAAGCCAGCACCAAACAGAUCCGGGAAUUUCCAAAGUCCAUCGGCUGAUGACACAGGGAUACCGUGACCUGUACUGGAACCCGAACCUGUACGCCAGACUCAAACUGAGUCAACACCAAGGAAACCAAGCCAUCUUGGACUCGGUCUCCACUGAUCUCCAGGAGGUCAGCGUGAACCUGACACAUGGCGUUAAACUACAGCUGGUGUUGGGCAGCAUCACUGAUGAGACGACAGACGUUGUGGUGAACUCCACUAACUUCAGGGAUUUUCAUGGCGGCGUCUGCAACGCCAUCUUGUCUGUGGCUGGACGUCAUCUGGAGGCUUCACUGAAAUCAGCGCAAGUGAAACGGGGAGCAGUUUUCAUAACCCCACCUGGAUCGUUUCCUUGUAAAUCCAUUUUUCACGUGCACGGACGAAAAAAGACCCACGUCAUUGAGCAGCUGGUGCGCGGCAUCAUUCAACAGUGUGAAUCCCGCCAAUACAAGUCUGUGGCUAUCCCUGCCAUCUGUGCUGGAGCUGCUGGGCUGGACUCUCAGGCUGUAGCACAGUCAAUCCUCCAAGCGAUCAAGACCUCCACCUCAUCCGCUCCCCUCCGCCAUCUCUCCAAUAUCCGUCUGGUCCUGAUUGAGGCCAGACUGUUCCUGACCUUCAAACAGCAACUGGUGCAAAUGUUUCCUCUCGACGUGAUGAAUUCAGAGUCAUUUCUUCAGCAUAGAGAUGCACAGAGAAAGCAACCCCCUGACUUCAUUCCAGGCCUCCUUUCUAGCAGUUUCACUGGAGAGCAGUCCAUCUUCCUCUUCCUGGGUCUUUGCAGAAAGGAUGUUGACGAUGCCAUGAAUAAAGUGAAAGACCUCUAUCAGGCUCACUGCUCUACAAAAACCUUCCCCAAGAAGGACCUGGAGUACCUGACCGAGGCGGAUGUGACGGCUCUGCAGGAGCUGUUGAAGACCGAGGCUCUCCAUGUUCAGGAGGAUGGUCAGGGCGGUUUGACGGUGAGCGGGUUAAAAGUUGGAGUCAAUAAGGUGGUGCAGAUGCUUGAAACCACCAUUCCUCUUCGGAGAGAAAUGAAAUUAAAGGAGGAGGAAAAUUUCUACGCUCUCGUGGCUUGGUGCAUCUUGGACCUUUACGGCCAAUGGGAGGAACUCCCGAAAGCGGCACGCUAUGCCCUGGAAAGGGGAGACGUUGCAAAAGGCAUCGUGGACAAACAGGGACAGCAGUGGAGCGUUAAUCUGCAGAGGAUGGAGGCCACAAGAAAUGGAAGAACAACAAUGCUGAAACGACUGGAGAAUCGGGCAGACUUCAUACUUCCUUUGUAUUGGGACAACAUGAGCACGGGGGAAAACCUGAAAGUGGUGCAACUGCAGCCAAGUUCAACAGAGUACCGCACCGUACAUGAUUCCUUCAAACGAACUGCCAACAAUACUGUGACGAAGAUUGAGCGCCUGCAGAACAUUCACCUGCGCCGCACCUAUGAAGUGCAAAAACAGUACGUUUCUGAAAAGAACAAAGGACAAGGAACCAUAGAGAGGAGGUUGUUCCACGGGACAAGUCAGAAAACCUGUGACUCCAUCAUGAAUAAUGGUUUCAACAUGAGCUUCUCCGGAAAAAAUGGUACUUCCUACGGUCAGGGAACCUACUUCGCUGUGAAUGCCAGUUACUCAGUUUCCUAUGCAAGGCAAGGAGCUGAUGGUUCUCAGACCAUGUUUCUGGCCCGGGUGCUGACGGGUUCCUACACUCAGGGACACAGCACCAUGAGAUGCCCUCCGUCUCGAAGCAGCCACGACCUUUAUGACUCUGUUGUUGACAGAACAGACAACCCCAACAUGUAUGUCGUAUUCAACGACAACCAGGCCUAUCCCGACUAUCUCAUUACUUUUUACUAGUUCCUCACAGUGGAGAAGCUGCUGCUGCAGCUGAAUAAAUCCUGAUUAAAACAUAAGAGAGAAGAGAGGCUCUGGUGGGAAAGCACACAAAAGUUUUAUAUAAAGUAACCUGCAAGAACUCAGAAGUGUCAUUUGUUAAUGGAAUGAUCUAUUUUGAAUAUUUAAAAAUGGGUUGAAAACUAUUUUACAGUAACAUUAAUAGACCUGUAUCAUGCUUUUCUGAGACUACCUAAGUUCGCCUACAGUCAAUAAUAAACUAUUUUAGCACCCCGAGCACUUGGAGUAUUUUUAUAUUAUUAAAUAUUAGUAAUUCUACAUCUUUGAUUUCAACACGGAAGUCCAAACAGCUCGACUUCACGUUACCCCGGAACCAGCAUAACAGCAUGACCAUGACGGUCAUAGAAUUUUAUACAUAGACUCAGCGCUGACAGUGAAUGGACACGCAUAUCAAGUCUAUAUUGUAGAUAUCUAUGGUGCCUACAGGUACAUGCCGCCAUCGUGUGGAAGUUGUCGGUGAAGCAGCAGUGCGUGAAGUACGCCACAAUGCUGCGCAUGCGUGCUUGGCCCUUCAUGAUUGGUUCCACCUGCUGUCUAUGUAAAUCAGUGGUAAGCCGGUUUUUAAAGCUGGGAGGAGGGUGGGUAGGCAAUAUUCAUAUAGAUUACUCAAAUAUGCACACAUGAAGAGAAAUAUGACUUAACUGAAGUUUUAUGAGGUAAUCACACAACACGUUAAAAAAUCAAACACGGUCAUACGCUGAUAUACUCAUACACUGCACUAAUGUACAGAUUAUUUUUUUUUAAUUCUGAACUGCUGUUGAUAAUUCACGUGCCAUUGAUGUGAACACUUUAGUGAAGGUAGAGGACAGAAACAUUAAGAUCCGAGCUGAGAGAUGCUGGGAAAAUGAGCUAACUUUGGAAGAACCUGGACCAUCAAAGCUGGACUGAGGGUAAAAUAUGUAGCAACAUGCACAAAAGCUGAAAAAUACCACAAAUAGAGGACUUUGUUUUAUGUUAUUUUUCCAUAUCUUGGAUCAUUGAAAAUGUCAAAAAUGUACCUAUUUUUAAUGUGGUUUGUAAAUUGUUAAAAUCAUAAUUAAAUCACUGUAAA